This is a messenger RNA of Mastomys coucha (southern multimammate mouse), 2319 nucleotides long. RefSeq names its product makorin ring finger protein 2 (gene Mkrn2). Gene Ontology annotation, molecular function: metal ion binding; ubiquitin protein ligase activity. Gene Ontology annotation, biological process: protein polyubiquitination. NCBI's taxonomy places the organism in Eukaryota, Metazoa, Chordata, Mammalia, Rodentia, Muridae. The transcript is spliced from 8 exons. Bases 136 to 1386 code for a protein of 416 amino acids. The record is from RefSeq and is a predicted model, not a curated record.
CUUUAGAAAUAACGCACGAGCGAGGGUGGUGCGCGCAGGAGUGACGCGGCUACGCGCGCGGGGCGGGGCCGGGCUGGGCCACGGCGCUGGCGGCUCUGAGGUUUCAGUGCGAUUCCAGCCCGUGGCCCUGCCGCCAUGAGCACCAAGCAGAUCACCUGCAGGUAUUUUAUGCAUGGCGUAUGUCGUGAAGGCAGCCAGUGCCUGUUCUCACAUGACUUGGCGAACAGCAAGCCAUCCACCAUCUGCAAAUACUACCAGAAGGGCUACUGCGCCUACGGAGCACGCUGCAGAUAUGAUCAUACAAAGCCCCCAGCUGCAGCAGGUGGAGCUGUGGGUCCUGCGCCCCACCCUUCGCCCUCCUCAGGCCUGCAUAGUCCUCACCCUUCUCCCGACAUUGCCACAUCUGUUAUGAGGACACAUUCAAACGAACCUGGAAAGCGGGAGAAGAAGACACUGGUGCUCAGAGACCGCAAUCUCACUGGUCUGGCUGAAGACAAGACGCCUCCAAGCACAGUGAAUAAUCCAGGUGGCUGCAGUGACCCUCAGACCAGCCCAGAGAUGAAGCCCCAUUCCUACCUAGAUGCCAUCAGGACUGGCCUGGAUGACUUGGAGGCCAGCAGUUCCUACAGCAAUGAGCAGCAGUUGUGCCCCUAUGCUGCUGCUGGGGAGUGUCGGUUUGGAGAUUCCUGUGUCUACCUACAUGGGGACAUGUGUGAGAUCUGCAGGCUUCAAGUCCUUCACCCCUUUGACCCAGAACAAAGAAAAGCUCACGAGAAGAUGUGUAUGUCGACAUUUGAACAUGAGAUGGAAAAGGCUUUUGCCUUCCAGGCGAGCCAGGACAAAGUAUGCAGCAUCUGCAUGGAGGUGAUCCUGGAGAAAGCGUCCGCUUCUGAGAGGAGGUUUGGCAUUCUCUCCAACUGCAGCCACACCUACUGCCUGUCCUGCAUCCGGCAAUGGAGAUGUGCCAAGCAGUUUGAAAACCCAAUCAUAAAGUCUUGUCCAGAGUGCCGUGUGAUAUCAGAGUUUGUAAUUCCAAGUGUGUAUUGGGUAGAAGAUCAGGAUAAAAAGAAUGAAUUAAUUGAAGCUUUCAAACAGGGAAUGGGGAAAAAGGCAUGUAAAUACUUUGAACAAGGCAAGGGAACCUGCCCCUUUGGAAGCAAGUGCCUUUACCGCCACGCUUACCCCGAUGGGCGGCUGGCAGAGCCAGAGAAACCUCGGAAGCAGCUAAGUUCUGAAGGCACUGUGAGGUUCUUUAACUCAGUGCGGCUUUGGGAUUUUAUCGAGAACCGAGAAACCCGGCAAGUCCCCAGCACUGAUGAUGUGGAUGUGACGGAGCUAGGAGACCUCUUCAUGCACCUUUCUGGAGUAGAGUCAUCAGAACCCUAGUCUAUGCUGAUGCCUUCAUUUAGGCUCUGCAGUCAACUUUCCAAGGCAUGAUGCGAACGCAUCUGUCACUGAUCUGAGGUGACAUGGUACUGGGAUGUGAGUGCAGUAGUGAGUCCCCAUGGUCUCUUCAUGAUCCACUCUCCCUGCCCAAGUCCAUGGAAUCACUACAUUUAGAGUUGAGCUCUUAGUUGUACCUGCAGCCUCUUUAUCAGGGAUCAGCUAUGUGGUCCAGCUGUUUUAAUUGAUUGCUUUUAAAUGAAACCUGACUACCAUCUUUCUUUUGUCACUUUCUUCCUUAAGCAACAGUAAACUUGCAGCUGCUCAUAAAGCAGCAGAUCUGGUUUUUUUUUUCCUUGCCAAGACAUCGCCAGCCCUAUAGCUCCUCUGCAGUGAGCAUCUCUAAUAUAGUUAUGAAGCUGUGUAGUGAGGACACAUUUGCUCAUAUUGGUGCUGUACCAGAGGGUAGCUAUUGAGUUUCUUCCAGUGUCUCAGGUCAAAAGGUUGUAAAGAUCUCCAGGGACACUCCAUUUUAUCCUCCCCUGUACUAAGAGACACAGGACUCACUCAAAGGCGAGCACUGCUGUUCUAUAAAGUGGGCUCUAUACUGAUUUUUGUGGUAGGCAGGAGCAGUCACUCCUCUGUCUAAGAUCUGGAGACAAGCAAGCUUGUCCUAAACCUGAAUUUAUUUUUGUAAAAACCUGUUAUUACCUGUGUGCUUUUUGCUUGGUUGUUCAUGUAACUCUAGAGGAGGCUCCUUCAGUUCUGUCCGCACAAGAAACUGAACAAGUAGAGCCCACGCUGCAAGUUUGAUAUUUACUUCUGAAGGAGUCAGUAGUCAUUAAACCUAAAUUUAAUUUAUUUUAUUAAAAUAACAUAAUUGAAGAACCAUCAGAUAACUGUAUUUUAUCAGGCUCAAUAAAAACAAAAUUAAAA